This is a messenger RNA of Heterostelium album PN500, 840 nucleotides long. It is a transcript of the gene esd, whose product is annotated as esterase. Gene Ontology annotation, cellular component: cytosol. Bases 1 to 840 code for a protein of 279 amino acids. Gene Ontology annotation, molecular function: S-formylglutathione hydrolase activity. Gene Ontology annotation, biological process: formaldehyde catabolic process. NCBI's taxonomy places the organism in Eukaryota, Evosea, Eumycetozoa, Acytosteliales, Acytosteliaceae. The record is from RefSeq and is a predicted model, not a curated record. The transcript is spliced from 4 exons.
AUGUCAUUACAAUUAUUAUCAACUUCAAAAUGUUACAAUGGUGAAGUUAAAAGAUAUUCUCAUCAAUCGAAAUGUAACAAUUGUGAAAUGAAAUUUCAUGUAUAUUUACCCGCCACUAUCAGUAAGAAUGCAGUACCUGUAUUGUGGUUCUUGAGUGGUAUUACCUGUACAGAUGAAAAUUUCAUUACAAAGUCAUGUGCUUUGCAAUUUGCAUCGCGUGAGGGUAUCAUGUUGGUAUGUCCAGAUACCAGUCCACGUGGUGCUGGAAUCGAGGGUGAACAGGCUGACUGGACACUCGGAUUGGGUGCUGGUUUCUACGUCGACGCUACCAACGAACCAUGGUCAAACAACUACAACAUGUAUACUUAUAUCACCAGUGAACUCUAUGAUCUGGUUUCAACUUCAUUCAACAUCAUUAAAGACAAACAAUCUAUCUUUGGACAUAGUAUGGGAGGACACGGUGCUUUGAUAAGUGCAUUCAAGAAUCCAUCGAAAUAUAGAUCGGUUUCGGCGUUCGCACCGAUUUGCAAUCCAGUUACGUUCGGAGAGAAUGCUCUGACACACUAUUUGGGUGGCGACAAGACCAAGUGGGAUGUGUACAAUGCUUCGGUGUUGGCCAAGUCCUAUCAAGGACCACAACUCGAUAUUCUCGUUGAUCAAGGUACUGCCGAUGAUUUCCUAUACAAACUAUAUCCAGAUCAAUUGAUUGACGCAUGCAAAUCAAACAGCGCCAACAUCAACCUUACAUUCAAUCAUCGUGAAGGCUAUCCACACAACUAUUGGUUCAUUCAAACCUUUAUUGAAGAUCAUAUUGUAUUCCAUUCUAAACAUCUUAAUUAA